CGGCGAAAUGGGCUGGCUGCUGCACGCGAUCCUUGGCGUCGCACAUGUCGUGCUGGCGCACCGCAGCACCGUGUACUACCGCGACAGCACCGACACGCACCUCGUGGCGCGCGAUAUCAACCAAGUUAGCGUCGUCAUCGGUGACGACCCAAGCUGGACAAAGCUACUGGGCUUUACGGUGCACGAAGCCGGCGCCAGACUUUACUGGUCGGACGGCAAUGCAAUCUGGCGGGCCAACCUCGACGGCAGCGACCGCCACAUAUACGUCGGCGCCAUGGUGCAGGUGACGUGGACAGGCGCCAACUUUGGAGUUGGCCCGGACGACGUCGCACUGCGAGUGGAAGGCGUGCCGUGCGUCCGCAUCACGGCGUGGUCGCGCACCCAAGUGACCUGCGUCAUGGCGCGGCCGGUGCGGACACUCGCGUCGACAACGAGCCUCGAGCCGAGUGCUAUGACGAUGACCACGUCCGCGGGCACGACCACUGGCGUUCAGGCCAACUUCGACAGCCUCGUCUUGUCCGAGGGCCUCGCCAUGCCCCUCGUGCGCUCGAUUGCAACGCGCGUGACGCAUCUCAACCCACACACGCUGGCCAUCGACCAGUACGAUCCAAACGCCCGCUGGCUCGUCUUCUCGGACGACGCCAACGGCCGUGUCUACCGCGUUGACGUCACUUCGUACGCCAUGCACGAGCUGCUAGCGACGGUGUGGGCGGUGCAUGGCCUUGCUGUCGUGGGCAUGUCCGUAUACAUUGCCGCCGAAGCCAACGGGACCAUUUCGCGGCUCGACACGACGUCGGGCGCCGUGACGCCGAUCGUCUCGGGGCUGGCGUCGCCGCGUGGGCUCUGUCUCGACGCCGCCAACACGACGUUGUAUGUGGCCGCGAAAGGCGGCACGAUAUGGGCCGUCGCCAGCAGUGGGAUGCCAGUCUAUGGCCCGUCACGCGCGACGCCGCCGGCCGUCGCGCGGCGCCUCGUGGCCGUGAGCUCGCUCGCGCGCCUCAAUGGCAUCGCGCUAGGCCCCGAUGGGCGCCUCUACUGGAGCGAGGCCAACACCAACGUUGUCGCGCGGACGUCGCUCACGCGGCUGCGACGCGAAGUGCUUCUCGGUGGGUCGCCGCAGUCGGUGCUCAGCUGGCCCCGCCAUGUGCACGUUCUGGCCUCUGGCGCCGGCGUGUACUGUACGGAAUACGCCGGUCGCAUCGGCCUGCUGGCGCUGCCAAGCGGCACGCUCACCACCGUCGUCGACGCCGCCAUCGCGACAACUUCGAUAGGGCAACUCGACGGCGCCAUCGCAGCCCGUCCACCGUCGGCGCCGCUGCCGUUCUAUGCGCUCGAGUAACCGCUGCUGACCGACUGCCCGCCUGUCUGCCAAGAUCGCCGAAGUCUGAUAUGGCCGCCGUGUAGUUCCCAGCACCGUCCCAAUUUCCCGAAAAUUGACCAUCAUUCCAUAUUGCACCGAAAUACUGUAUGUUGGUGGUCGA
This is a messenger RNA of Saprolegnia diclina VS20, 1481 nucleotides long. RefSeq lists its product as hypothetical. Lineage: Eukaryota; Oomycota; Saprolegniomycetes; Saprolegniales; Saprolegniaceae. The transcript is spliced from 8 exons. Bases 8 to 1339 code for a protein of 443 amino acids. The record is from RefSeq and is a predicted model, not a curated record.